AUGUGCUUAAGAUAUGGAAAUAGCAGACUACCAACAGCCCAAAGGCAUGCUGUUCCUUUUGUUGUACUUGCUGGCAGUCACAAGUUGUGCCCUCUGUAUCCACACAACCCUGAAGUCUUGCUGAAUGAGUUAAGAUCUCCUUCUGAGCUGCUGGAUUUUGGAGAAUUCUCAGAUGCAUGCAUGGAUUUUCGAAGUGGCACUGGUUCCCCACUUCUGCAUGUUGUCAAUCCUACAUUUGAUUUUGUGCCACCAAAGCUUGUUAGUCUAUUUAUCACUGAUACUGGAGGCCAUAAUCCAUCAUACAUGUACCGACUCCUCGCAGAUUAUUACUCUGCUGAUGAUUUGGUGGUCCAACGGAGACCUGCUACAGGGAGUUGAGUUUAGCUCAUGCUUUUAUAUGAUAU
This is a messenger RNA of Rosa rugosa (rugosa rose), 404 nucleotides long. RefSeq lists its product as uncharacterized. Gene Ontology annotation, cellular component: eukaryotic translation initiation factor 2B complex. The record is from RefSeq and is a predicted model, not a curated record. NCBI's taxonomy places the organism in Eukaryota, Viridiplantae, Streptophyta, Magnoliopsida, Rosales, Rosaceae. The transcript is spliced from 3 exons. Bases 1 to 378 code for a protein of 125 amino acids. Gene Ontology annotation, molecular function: translation initiation factor activity; guanyl-nucleotide exchange factor activity. Gene Ontology annotation, biological process: translational initiation.